This is a messenger RNA of Syngnathoides biaculeatus (alligator pipefish), 3552 nucleotides long. RefSeq names its product cytospin-A-like. The transcript has 12 exons. The record is from RefSeq and is a predicted model, not a curated record. The coding region runs from base 441 to 2213 and encodes 590 amino acids. Gene Ontology annotation, molecular function: protein binding. Lineage: Eukaryota; Metazoa; Chordata; Actinopteri; Syngnathiformes; Syngnathidae.
AUAUUGAUCUUGUAUUUAAUUUCAGCUCAACUCUGCUCUCUGGUGGACGUAUACAGCAGAAGUCCUCACGGUCACUCAUCGGUUUGCGUCAUUUCAGAUCGUUGUUUCGCUACCUGAGGUGUUUCCUUGACAUUUAAGAUUAUUCUCAGACACAUAACAGGAAGUGAAGUGUGUUUAGAACCGAUGUAAAAACUUUGAGAAGACCCGGCGACGAAGUGCGCGUGGUGGAGACGAGUUUACCAAACUACCAACAAACGGAUUUUUGGAUUUGUUUCUCCGCUUUCAAAGUUUACCUGCAGUGGCCAAGUGGUAGGACCUCAUCUAUCAUCUGGGCCGGAUGUGAUGUAUGUGCAGGUCACCCUCACCGCCACUUUGAUCUGGGCUGGGCAGGAGAGGAGCAAGUACCAGCAGGACCCUUCUGUGGCCAAACUGACUGCAGGAUGGGUAGCUUUUCCAGCAAGGACAGCCAUGGAAUCUCCGGGAACCACUUGGAUAGUUUCCACACUCCUCCUGCUUCCCCACAAAGUGACGAACCUGGAUUUGUACCUGGUGCUCCCGAGCUCCUUCCCCCCACAUCACCUAAAUCUCCCUGUACGAUUUUACCUUCACCUCCCGUCUCGGUGCUCGCAUCCUCCGCUGUGAAGAGAUCCCAGCCAAGUUCUGCCAUUCCUUCUCCUGAGUGGAGACCUCCUCCUCCACGGCACAGCUCAAACAGAUCAGCAACUCUCUCAGCAGUCAGUCCGGUCUCCACGAAGCCAGAAAGUACAUCAUCAGCGAAAGGGCACAUUACUUUGGGCAGGAAUGAGGGUCUUUCUACUUCUCCACCUCGGAGUGGGGUUGCACAGGCCAAGUGUGUGCCUGUCAGCCCCACAAAGAUCUCUUCUACGUGUAGCUCCUCACCGGCUGUGUGUAGCUCCUCUGGGCCGAAAUGGAGAGAGAGGGACAACGGUCCAAGUCACUCUUUCUUACCUGAGUCCAGAGAUGUCCAGUCAGAGGAAUUGGCAAGGCUGUUAGACGAGUGGCGGGCAACAUUAGGGACCUCUGAAAGUCAGCAUGGACCCAAAGAUGUCAUAGCAAUGCUGAAACAUCUCCAGGCAGAAGUGAAGAAUUUGAAGAGUGCAAUGCAGAACGAGCGAACGGAAUGGCUGCAGUUUCAGGCCGACCUUCAGGUGGCGGUGUCAGUGGCUGACCGUCUAAGAGCCGAGGCCGAAGAGGAGUUGACUGCCCUCCGGACGGCUAAUAAAGAGGUGGAGAGGGAACUGGCUGCUGCCCUGCACAGACAGAAGGAGACUGACAUGCAACUUGUAACUUUGAGAGGGGAGCUGGAGGAGAGCAGGCAGAGGUUGGCUACUCUGAGUCAGACUCCAGACAAAACUAAUGCCCAAGAAGGAGAGAAGACCGAAGCAUUGAAGAACUCUGACGGCGGCGAGGGGGGUCAGAGGGGCAAGGAGAGCGGUGUGUACCGGCUGGCGGGGUGUCCAAAUGACACCGUGAAAAGUGUUGUCAAAGAGGACUGUGUGGCUGUCACUAAACGAUACCUGAGAAAUGUAACCAAUGAAGGAAGGAGGAGGGAGGAGGUGCGAUUGGAUGAGGCACGAAGGACAGCAACUACUGAGAGGUCAAGAAAUCUGUCCAGAUUACCAGCGUACUCGGAUUCCCUCACAUUACAGAAUGGAACUUCCCUGUCAACCACUUCCACAACAUCUGAAUCAUUAAAUAAGGAUAUGGUACAGUUUAGAGGACGAAGAGGUCUGGACCAACAAGAAAGCCGUUCAAACACGGAUGCAGGGAAACGUGAAGAAACUCUAAAUAAGUAUAACUCAACUCUCUCUGACCUGCCAUCAAACAGGUCCCAGGAUGGUUUCAACAUGCUCCUGCGUCGCCAUGGAGGCUCAAAGAGGAACUCACUAUUACGUUGGUGUCAGAGUCAAACCCAAGGCUACAAAAAUAUUGACAUUACCAAUUUUAGCAGCAGCUGGGUGGAUGGCCUUGCUUUUUGUGCUGUUUACCACACCUACCUCCCCUCACAUAUUCCUUACAGCAGCCUCACUCCAGAUAACAAGAGGGACAAUCUCAGUCUCGCAUUCAAAACAGGGGAGAGUGUUGGGAUCGCCCAAUCUUUGACCGUUGAUGACAUGCUGCAUGCAGGUGGUCCUGACUGGCAAAGGGUCCUAAACUAUGUGGAAAGCAUGUAUCGUCACUUUGAGAUGUGACCGAUGAAGGUACUAAAAGUCAAUGCUAUUGCUUCAGUUGAAAUAUCAGGCCAAACUAAGCAUAACGGUGGUGACUGUUUGGCUUUAUGGGUUUCUUCUUGAUAUUUGGUUCAUUCAGAAAAAAAGUUUACAACCUUUAGCCUUUUUAUCUUGAACUGAAGACAAAAAUAAUCCUGUGUGAAGAAAUGUGACUUUGUAGUGACUGAGUCAUCUAAAAAGCAUUAUGUCUGGUAUAUAUGUGCAGUGUUGUGAUGUACAGUAUAAUGUUUUCCCCGUGUAUACUGAAUGUACAGUAAUUGUUUAUUAAAGUUGUUUCUAACGCUGUAAAUACAAAGCUUUAACAGAAAAAAAAAAGCAAAAAGAAUGUUUAAAACUCAAAACGAUUUUGGUAAUAUCUGUCGAAGAGAAAAAGCAAAAUCAUACUCUGAAGUACUUUUUUUCUUUUUUUUUUUUUUAAUACUGUACUCAAACGGAUAAAUUGUACCAGAGGUUACCAGGAUCAUUUAGAAAGCUGGUACAGAUUGUUUCCUCAAUACUGUAAAAUCAUUUUUAAUAGUUAAAAAAAAAAAAGAAAAAUGAUCUGUGAUUAACCGUUAUGUAGUUAUAAUGCAGUCUAAGAUCAAAUCCUGUCAAUUAUUUUUUAAUUACAUUUCAUUAGCAUGUUUUUAAAUUAUGAUUCAUAUCUCACUCUGAGUAAAAUGUUUGUAUCAUUCAUUCAUAAAAAUUAAUACACUUAUAUUAGGGGCAUGCUGUAGUACUGUGUUCAAAGUGAAAGUUACCUUAUUCUGGUCAGGCCCUAUAAUAAAGUGUAAAGCACAUUUAUGUACUGUAAAUGUCUCCACACUGCUACUAAACUCACACAACGAGUACUGUAUUGAAGCAUGCUUUUGCCCCAAAUCUGCACGCAGAUGUCAUUGUGUACAUACUAUUUUCUGACUUUAUUAUUUAUCAUGUAACAUAUGUAAAGCUUCGCGGAAACCUUUCGCUCUUGCCAACGUGCACUUAAGACAGUACUUUGUUUAUCUGAGAAAUCAAUUGGAAUUACAGACUGUUGUUGUGGUCAUGUAUGGACUUUUUGGUUACAGGAAAAGUGAAUUAUUAAAGGUUGAAGUGUCCAGGUUUGACAGUGGUAAAUGCUCAGGGAUGUGCAUUAAGGGGGGGUCAUAUGCAAGGCAGCGCACGCUUGCGCGCCCAUCACACUAAUACUGACACAGCGAAUGCCUUUUUUACUUGUUGAAAUUGAACUUUGUACUGGUGGUAACAUGUACAUGCCAAAUAUUUGACAAUCCUUCAUUGUAAAAUGUUAAUAAGUAACCAGUGUUAAUACCAAAGAAAUAAA